Molecule: messenger RNA, 3437 nt
Organism: Grammomys surdaster
Lineage: Eukaryota; Metazoa; Chordata; Mammalia; Rodentia; Muridae
Gene: Ccdc28a
Product: coiled-coil domain containing 28A
Source: RefSeq, a predicted model, not a curated record
ACUCAGGCUGAUGUCCGGUCUUGCUGCAGCCAUGGCAGAGGCUUUGAACGCUCUCUGACCUUUUACAGCAGAGGAAGGGUAACCACCGCCCUUUCUUCCUCCGGUCUUAUGAAGCUGGUAUUGAUGCAAGGAAGAAUUUAAGACAAUGGAAGAACGGAAAGCAAAGAGGAAGAGCCCCAAGUCAUUCCGUGUCCACUCUAUUCAGGUUGUUAAUGCAAAAAAAAAAAAAAAUGCCAUCCCAGCUAGUAAAAGCACAGGGUUUUCAAAUCCCACAUUGCAGUCAACUUCCCAGAGGCCAAAGUUAAAAAGGGUGAUGAAAGAAAAGAACAAACUUCCAGGAGGAGAAGGGAAGGGUGCUCAGUCCACGCCCAUCCAGCACUCCUUCCAUGUCCAGGAGAUGGAGCGCGGGCUCCUUAGCCUGCUGAACGAUUUCCAUUCUGGAAAGCUGAAGGCAUUUGGAAAUGAAUGUUCCAUAGAACAGAUGGAACAUGUUUGGGGAAUGCAGGAGAAAUUAGCUCGCUUGAACUUGGAGGUCUACGGGGAGUUAGAGGAACUUCCUGAGGAAAAGCAGAAAGCAGCCAGUGACGCAAACCUGGACAGGCUUCGGUCUGACGGGGCUGAAAAGCUGACUCAGCAUCUAAAAGUACUUGCCGCUCUUGCAGAAGACCCAGAUUCUGUUUCCAGCACCCACUUGAUGGCCCUCGACCCUCUCUAACUUCAGUUCCAGGGAUCUGAAGCCCUCUCUGGCCUCGGAGGGCACCAGGCACACAUGCAGUGCACAUGCUUACAUUUGGGCAAACACACAUACCCGUAAAAUAAAAAUAAAUAUCUAAAGCCUUAGGGAGCUAGGGAGAUGGCUCAGUUGGUAGAGUUCUUGCCACACCGGCAUGAGGGCCGGAGUUCAGAUCCUCGGCACCUGUGUGUAAAGUGCCUGUAAUCUCAACACUAGAGAAGCAGAGACAAGAAGAUCUCUGAGAAUUACAGGCCGCCCUUUCUUGCUGAAUUUGUGAGCUUCAAGUUUGGUGAGAGAUUCUGUCUCAAAGAAAUAAGGUGGAGGACACCCAGCAGUGACCUCUGGCCUCCUUAUGUGCAAGUCCACAGCAACUUAUGGCUACACAGACAUUUUUAUAGAACAAAAGAGAAUAAAUAAAAACUGACCCUAACGUAUUUUAGCUUCAUGUUCACCAGAGACAAAAGAGCUUGUUUCUGCAAUUUUUCUUUUUCUCUUUUGCUUUUUUUUUUUUUUUUUGAAAAAGUAUAUAUAAGGCAAUUGUCGGCCCACACUUUAAAAAUUUCACUCCUAGAAGAUUAGCCGUGUGGUCUUGUAAUCCCAGCAUUUGGGAAGUGGAUGUAGGAGGAACAGGAGUUCAAGGUCAGCCUCACCUACAAGGUGAGUUCAAGGCUAGCCUGGGCUAUAUGGGCCCUAUCUCAAAAAACAGACAAAAAGCCCUUCAAGCCUGUACUUUAAAGAUUAGUCAACUCUGCCAUACAUUUUUUGAUCUCACAAGUAUUAAGUUCAUGGCUUACGUUCAAUUUUUCUUAAAUAUAAGUUUAAUUUGUGUACCUUUAGAGCAUUUGGGAAAAUAACUAAAAUAACUAAAUCAGUUGUACUUAAUAACAGUGAGCAGUCUAGUUAACAUACCCCCUACCAUCCUUUCUUUUUAAAUGGUUUUGAGGUACUGGAGAUUGAGCCAAGGGCCUUAUGGAUGCUGGGCAAGCACUCCACCAUUGAAACUACAGUCCCAAUGAGCAUGUCUUUACUUUGUAUUUCUCCGUCUAAAAUUAAAGGUAGUGUGGUCUGAAUGUCUAUAUCCUUCUAGAACUUGCACUUUUAAGUCCUCACUCUGAAGGUGGGGCAACAGGAGAUGGCUCUGUGGAAGGUGACUAGGUCAGGAGUGGAAUUAAAUGUCCUAGAAAAAGAGGCUGAAAAGAGACACCCCUCUGUUUCCAUUCUGUGAGGACACAGUGCAGAGUGCUGUUCUGUGAGCCAGACACCAGCUCCUUUGGCAUCUUCGUCUUGGACGGCUGUUCUCUAGAACUGGAGAAAUGAGUUUCUUUUUUUCUGCAAACCACUAAUAUAAUGAUAUUUUGUUCUAAGAACCCAAAUAGACAAAGACAAGAGGAAAAAAAUUCUAUUUUAUAAUGUUAAUUGAACGAUUUGUGAAGUAUUUUUGUAAAUCAUAAAAAUUUUAAAGAUUAUAAUCAUGGAAAUGGCAUUUUUGUUUAAAAAAAAACAAAAACCAAACUAUUCUUUAAAAGCUAGACAUGAGUCCAGCAAGAUGGCUGAGAAAGUAAGAGUGCUUGCAGGGUAAGCCUGGUGACGUUUGGACCUGAAUACAAUUCCUAUAGCUCAUGUGAGAGCAGGAGGAUAUAACCAACUCCACAAGGUUAUAUUCUGUCCCCCACGUGUGUACUGUCUUCACAGACAGGCAACACAGUACACACAGUAAGGAUGACAUUUCUGUUAAAAGAACAUAGAGACACAUAUCUGUGAACAUCGCACUCUGUAGGCCGAAUCAAAAGAAUCAUGAGUUAUGACUAUCCUGGGCUACAUAGAGUUCAUGUAUCCAGAUUCUCUUUCAAAAAGAAACAACAGAUACACAGUGGAGAUUAUCGUCAUUAUACAUGAUUCUAAGAAUACUUCUAAAGCUCCUAGUCUGUAUCAUUUGCUUCUGUUCUCUCCUCACGGUCAAACUGCAGUGACUUUACAAUUAUUUUGUAAAAAGGAUUUCCUAUCCUAGAAAACUUUUUGAGAAGAUUUUCUUUAAUAGUUUGCUCUUUCAGUUAAAACCUACAUGAAGCUCUUUUAAAACAUGGUUUACAAUGAGCUACUAAUAUUUCUCUUGUAAAAAUUAAUAUUCAAUUUCUUUGUGUUUCAGUUAGAAGAAUUGAAUUCUUCUAUACAGAAACUUCAUUUGGCAGAUGCACAGGACGUUCCCAAUGCAUACAGCAGCUAAAGUAGUCUGCAGCCUGCUCUGCGGGAUGUGCAGAGGAGCAGCAGCCAUUAUGUUUCCAGCUGAGUCCAGUAGCAGAAUCAUCUUCCACAAAAAACUCUUGAGUCAUGCAAUGCAAGUGCAGUGAUCAUGUUCACACGCCGCUUCAGUCCAUGUGCUGCUGUAAUCCACCGCUGGGGAGCUCUCCCCAGGAAGUGGGAUACAGGGUUGUGCUGCUGUGCUUGCUUCUGUUGCCUUAAGGGUUAUACUUGAAAUGCAUUGUGCUAAACAUUCAGUCAGGCUGAAGGAUUUGUCCUUGCCUUCACCACACUGGCUCAGUGCCAGUCUCACGUUGGUGGUGCACAGGUGUCCUGUGGUCGUCCAGCUUCUGUUUACGUCAGACAAUCAGUACACACCCAGAUGUGUUUCCUAAUGGCCAGUGACAAACGUUUCAUAAGUACUUGUGAGAUUUGCUAUUUUUAAUAAAGUGAUUGUUUUAAAUGA